UUAGGCCGAUGAAAACAAAACAUUCUGCUGUGGCCGGUUCGGUGUGACAUAAGAGAAUUUAUUGAAUUUGGUUCUAAUGUGCCUCAUAAUUUAAUAAAUUCGUUCAAUUUUCCUAUAAAAAGCAGUAACAAAAUGUUGAACACAAGUAAGACGCUAAUAUCAGUGAGCAAGUCACAGCAAUUUGCAAGGUUCUUCUCCAUUGUGCCGAGACUGCAAAGCACUGCCAGCAGCUUGUUUUCGAAGGAGCAGUUUCGACAAAGGGAAAAUGUUGGCCGGAUAGAGAAAAUCGAGAUACGGUACCUUGGAACUCCAAAAGAUACGACUCUAAUAAUGAAUCAAGGACUCUCCACCCCACAUGAUUGUGCAAAACAUAUUGGUGAAAAGUAUUGCCGAUUAUCUGCUCUGGCACUUCUCGACAACCACACCCCUUGGGAUAUGCGAAGGCCCUUAGAAGAAUCCUGCACGCUUCAGUUGCUAAACUUCACCUCACCAGAACCGCAUUUAGCGAAUAAAGCAUUUUGGAGAACUUGUUCAUUUCUUCUCGGAGCUGUUCUACAGAAAAGCUUCAAGGAAGAGGCCGGCUUGUUCUUACAUAGCUUUCCAAAACCAAACAUAAAAACGGGCAGCUUUGUACAUGAUAUUGCGUUAUCUAAAUCAGGUUGGAAACCAACGGUUCAAGAACUGCGUGCUUUGUCAAUCGAGAUGAUUAAACUAUGCCAGCAGGAGCUACCGAUCGAACGUUUGGAUGUAAGCAGUGAACUGGCUCAGCAAAUGUUCAGCAACAACCCGUACAAACGUGAACAAAUUCCAAGCAUUUCCAGCCAGAACAAUGGAUUGGUGACGGUUUACCGGGUGGGAGACCACGUUGACAUCAGUAAAGGACCUAUGAUCAGUUCGACCAACUUGGUAGGCAAAUGUACAAUUGCUGCCGUACACGAGGUUCCCAAAGCGAAUGCGGAUAAAUUGUCACUAUAUCGUGUACAGGGCGUUGCAUUACCUGUAGGAUUAAAUAUCAACCACUUUGCUUUUGGGGUUUUGGAAGAUCGUGCGAGAAAAAUGAAUCCUGCCAAGCUGCCAAAUGAACCGUAUGAUGAAGCAGUUGCUGAACAAGUAGCUUAAAAAUACAAAACAGUCUUAUUGUAAUAAAGAAAAUCUUUGUGACAUGAUAA
Armigeres subalbatus is the source of this 1169-nucleotide messenger RNA. RefSeq names its product large ribosomal subunit protein mL39 (gene mRpL39). The transcript is spliced from 5 exons. Gene Ontology annotation, cellular component: mitochondrion. Lineage: Eukaryota; Metazoa; Arthropoda; Insecta; Diptera; Culicidae. The coding region runs from base 133 to 1119 and encodes 328 amino acids. The record is from RefSeq and is a predicted model, not a curated record. Gene Ontology annotation, molecular function: nucleotide binding; RNA binding.